AUUUGAAUUUACUUGAACGAAGAUUUGUAACGACUCACCCAAACAUCUAACGAAUAUCUGUUGAUGAGUUCAAAUCAUUGUAGCUUUUUUUAAUGGUUUUAUAAGGAUAAUUGUUGUAUCUAGUAGGAAAUUUGUGUAAUAAUUGUGAAAAUAACUUUAGUGAAUUGUAUGUGUGUUAUAUCAAGAUGACGUCCGAAAAAGGAUGCAGGAAAGAAAAAAAUCAAAAUAUCCAAGUGUUCGUGAGGCUCAGGCCUCUGAACCAACGGGAGCGCGACAUCAAGUCUCUCGGUGUAGUGGAAGUGGUAAAUGGAAGGGAGGUGGUCGUGCGUCAAUCUCAGCAGAGUAUGCACACUAAGAGAUUUACCUUCGACCGUGCAUUCCCUCCCCUAUCAAAGCAGGUAGAGAUUUACCAAGAAGUAGUUAGUCCGUUGAUCGAGGAAGUUUUGGCUGGUUACAACUGCACUGUUUUUGCAUAUGGUCAGACUGGUACGGGCAAAACACAUACCAUGGUCGGUGAGGCUGCUGCUGAUGAAACCACUUGGCAGAGUGAUCCGCUGGCUGGUAUUAUUCCUCGUGCACUCAGCCAGAUCUUUGACGAGCUUCGUAUAUCGAACACAGAGUACACGGUCCGAGUGUCAUACUUAGAGCUGUACAAUGAGGAACUUUUUGACUUACUUUCAACAUCAGAAGACAACUCCAAGUUGAGGAUCUAUGAAGAUGUCACUAGGAAGGGUGCCAAUAUUGUGAAUGGCUUGGAGGAGAUAACUGUUUAUAACAAGAAUGAGGUUUACAAGAUCAUGGCUCAAGGACAGGAACGGAAGAGGGUAGCCUCCACUCUAAUGAAUGCUCAAUCUAGCCGCUCGCACACUGUGUUCACAAUAGUCAUCCAUAUGAAGGAAAACAGCCCAGAAGGCGAGGAGCUCGUUAAGAUCGGGAAGCUGAAUCUUGUUGAUUUGGCUGGUUCAGAAAACAUUAGCAAAGCGGGCUCAGAUAAUCCUGCGAAGAAGGAGAGGGCGAGGGAGUGUGUGAACAUCAACCAGUCGCUGUUGACUCUCGGCAGAGUUAUCACGGCCCUCGUGGAGAGGCAUCCUCAUAUACCAUAUAGAGAGUCAAAACUAACACGAAUCUUACAAGAAUCUCUCGGCGGCCGAACAAAGACGUCCAUCAUAGCGACCAUCUCGCCCGGCCACAAGGACCUCGAGGAGACUAUGAGCACCCUGGAAUACGCAAACCGAGCCAAGAACAUCCAGAACAAACCGGAAGUCAACCAGAAGAUGACUAAGAAGGCGAUCCUGAAAGACUACGCCGAAGAGAUAGAUAGGCUUAAGAGGGAUUUACACGCAGCUAGAGAAAAGAACGGUGUAUACUUAGCGAACGAGACGUUCGCGGAAAUGACGCUUAAACAAGAAGAACAACGCAAGGAAAUCCAAGAGUUGCUGCUGAAGAAGCGCGCGAUGGAGGAGGAACGUGAACGUAUGGAAUCCGUCUUCAAGGAGCUCAACUGCUCGCUGGAGGAGCACAAGCAGCAAUUGAAUUCAACAGUCAGCAAGUUGUGUUCAACGGAAAAUAUGCUCGCUAAUACUACUAAUAUGUUAAAAACUACAAAAAUGCACUAUGAAGAGCAGCGGUUCCUCGUCAGCAAGCAGAUGGAGACUGAGAAGGUGCUGUCGUCGCAAGCCAAACAGCUGCUGGAGGUGGCUGAUGCAGCUUCCACUGACGCUGCUAAGCUACUUGACUCUAUUGAUAAGAGAAAAACAGUGGAAUCAACUAAUCUAGAUAUAACGCGAACAUACCGCGAGAUAUCUGCGCAGCACAGGAACAAUUUAACGGGGGGGACGGAGAACUUCGUCGGGGCCCUCAUGCAGGCCCUCGCGGACGUUCAGACAACUAUGGAUUCUUACACACACGACAGCACUCAAAUGCAAAAUCUAAGUAAACAAAGACUUGACGAUUUGGUCCAACAAGCUAUGGAGACCAUGAAUAAGAUGACGACGUUGAGAAACGACACGCACAGCGAGAUAUCGCGCGGCGCGCAGGCGGCCCGCGCGCGGCUCCACGAGGCCGCGAGCGCGCGGGCCGCGCGCCUGCGCGCCGCGCUCGCCCGCCUCGCCGCCUGCGUGCUGGCGCGCCUGCGGGCGGCCGCCGGCCUCGACUUGACCUCCGAUAUGGCGAGCUUUCUCGACGACUGGGUGAGUCCACUGACGCGCAGCGUGCGGCGCGAGUCGGGCCGGCAGACUCGUGCCGACCGUUAUGCUAAUAAUAAUAUUCACACAUUUAAAAAAAAUGCUUACAUUGAUCGAUCUGAUCCGGUGUCGGCUCCGGGAUUUGGAUAUUUCCAACGAUCGCUGCAAUCGUCGGGCGUGUCGCUGCUGGGGCGGCUGCAGCAGUCGAGCGGGGCGCUGGCGACGGUCGCGCGGCAGUCUGCGCUGCGCCUGCGACAGUCGUGUGCGGCGCAGCGACAGUCGCGCGAGGGUCGAGCCGAGCGGCUGGGCGCGCACAUCCUGCAGCGAAUCGACUCAAUCACCGAAGAGAAAGAACGGACAGAAAGAUACUUAGCCGAGCAAGUGACGAGCAUAGAGAGAGAAAAGUCGGAAUACGAAUCGCGUCUUCAACAGUGGGCAGAAGAGGAAAGAAGGCUUCUAGAGGAACGCAUUGAACGUCACAUUACUGCUGAGAGAACCUUCUUAGAGGAGAAUAUGAAUCAGAAACUUAAAGAUAUAGAAAAUCAAAGGGCUAUGUUCGAACAAAGGACGGCCGAAAGUGUCGAUCAGCUUAACAGUAUGUUAAAAGUUAAUCAGGAAGUGGUGGCCCAAAUUGGAGAAGAUUUAUUAGAACAAGAGAAUGAGUUGGAGAAGUGUUUGAACGACUUAAAGGUCUUUGUAGAAGAUUAUGAAAAGGAUCAUGCAGUUAUGGUAUCAAAUGUCAAUAGUUUGAGUGACGGCGCUCUGAAGGUGGUAGAGACUAUAAAAACAGAUUUAAUACAAAAUCUGGAACAGACACAGUCACAUGUUGAGGAUGAAUCGAGAGGAUUGAUAGAACAGGAACAAGAAUCAGCUACCUGUCUCAUGAAUGAGUCUAAUUAUAUGAUCGAAUCUAUGGUGCAGACGUGUCAGCGAACUUUAGAUAACUUUGUUGGAGCAGUCAAUGUAACAACGACAUCCACAAAGGAGGAGCUCUCAUCGUUGUCAUCAAUUGCAUCAAAUAUCACCACCACCUGUCAGACUCAUCACGACGCCCAGACCCUGACCCUGGCCACCGUGCAACGGGAGGUGGAGCAGUUCUACGGCAGACUGCGAGAGGAGGUAUCCCGACUCGAGGAACUGGAAAGUCGGUGUCUCAAUCAGGAGUACGCUGUGUACUGUCCGACUGGCAGCACCCCGCAGCGCGCGCAGUACCGCUACCCGCGCGCGCUGGCCGCGUCGUCGCCGCCCGCGCGCGCGCUGGCCGCCUUCCGCGCCGCGCGCGCCGCCCGCCGCGACGACGACGACUGCAUCUUAGUGGAGAAUGAAAGUGAAGCCCGAAGCGACAGCGAAUCGUCCGCUUCCGAAGACUCCGCCGUGGUGUUCGCAGCUCCCUCCCCUCCUGACUCGGUCAACCACAAACCUUCCAUCAUGAAAUGUACCUCCGAAACAGAUAUUUAUUUAAGACAACGACAACAGGAUCAACAAGGCAAGGAGAACGUGAACCGCUCGAUGUCGUUCAAGAAGCCGUCGAAGCUGCCGGCGCCCACCGCGCACAAGACGCCGCUGCUCGAGCGGAACGCCCGCUGAUGAGCUUCCUGGAUUAUCCGUUGGGACCAGACCCACUCAUGACUCAGUCGACACGAGAUUACCUAACGAAAAUGUCAAAAAUAAAUCUAUUUACCCGUUGUAAAUCUUAAUUUUUACAUAAACUUUUUUAUUAUUUCUAUAAUAGAAAAUAUUAAAAUAACGCUACGAAUGGUUUAUAUUCUUAUAAAUCCAUUGCACUCGGUCAUAAAUUUAUGUGAAAAACUUCACUUCUCAUCAGUGAGGUGAAGUUAAGUCUGCAGAGCAAAGUAGCACACCUCUGUUCCCCAAAGCAAGCGAGCGGUUCGUCUAUAACUUAUAGAAUUAAAGUCAAUCGAAACAGAUUGUUUUAAGACGUGAAUACAUUUAUGUAGUAUUCAAUUAAAUAUUUAAAAUUAUAAUCGUUAAUAUUUCUUUUAACUUUCUACCUUAGAAGAACUACAACUUUGCAGUCUGGUGCUGAAAGGGUCCAAGUACAAAUUUGGUUAAAAUGUAAACCACAUACUGCCAUUAUCCAAAUCUUUAGAAUAUUUGUGAUAAAAUAGCGUUAGCAUAACAUACUAAUGUUAAUAAGAUCACGCAAAAAGGUAUAUGUUAAUAUAACAGUUGUUUGUGUUAUAUAUGUAUGUUGCAAAGCCAAUAUUGUUCAGUUGCGUUCGGUCCGCUGACCGUGUUAGACGUCUCAUAGGUGGCAUUAGAAAUUUAGUUUUAGUCAUUAGUAUGAAACGUACAAACUACACUACUAAUCUAGGAUGUAUCGUUUUAUUAAAUUCAAUAUAUAACUAUUAUUAUUUUAUUUAAGCAUUUUGUUUAAGGAAGUAAUCU
This is a messenger RNA of Vanessa tameamea, 4592 nucleotides long. It is a transcript of the gene Klp61F, whose product is annotated as kinesin-like protein Klp61F. The coding region runs from base 186 to 3770 and encodes 1194 amino acids. The record is from RefSeq and is a predicted model, not a curated record. Lineage: Eukaryota; Metazoa; Arthropoda; Insecta; Lepidoptera; Nymphalidae. Gene Ontology annotation, molecular function: ATP binding; microtubule binding; plus-end-directed microtubule motor activity. The transcript is spliced from 20 exons. Gene Ontology annotation, cellular component: nucleus; spindle microtubule; mitotic spindle. Gene Ontology annotation, biological process: spindle elongation; microtubule-based movement; mitotic spindle assembly.